CGCCGCCGGUACCGGGGAUCCCUACGGGGCUCCCGCCGCCUCUUCCAGAGCCUCUCCGGUACCACCGGGACCUCCCCGGGAUUUACCGGGAGCGGCAGCAUCGCUUUAAUGCGGAGCUGAGGCCUCGGCAAACCUCUGAGGCCUGCGCGGAGCUCUGAGGGCGCAAGCGCGGCGCGGGCGCCCCCUAGCGGGAAAGAAUGGCGCGCAUGCGCAGAGCCCGCCACGUGGUUGGUGGUGGGGGGCGCUGGAAAUUUGGGAAUUUUGGGAAAAUUUGGGCGUUUUCGGGGAAAUUUGGGAUUAAAGAAUAUGGCGAUGUGGCCCCGCAGCAGUCGCCAUGCCCGUGGCCAGGAGCUGGGUGUGUCGCAAGACCUACGUGACCCCGCGGCGCCCCUUCGAGAAGUCGCGGCUCGACCAGGAGCUGAAACUGAUCGGCAACGCGCUGCUGCGGCGCCUGGUGCGCAUCGGCGUGCUGGACGAGGGCAAGAUGAAGCUGGAUUACAUCCUGGGGCUGAAGAUCGAGGAUUUCCUGGAGCGCCGCCUGCAGACCCAGGUCUUCAAGCUGGGCCUGGCCAAGUCCAUCCACCACGCGCGCGUGCUCAUCCGCCAGCGCCACAUCCGGGUGAGGAAGCAGGUGGUGAACAUCCCCUCGUUCAUCGUGCGCCUGGACUCGCAGAAGCACAUCGACUUCUCGCUGCGCUCGCCCUACGGCGGCGGCCGGCCCGGCCGCGUCAAGAGGAAGAACGCCAAGAAGGGCCAGGGCGGCGCCGGCGGCGCCGAGGACGAGGAGGAGGAUUGAGGAGAAAU
Molecule: messenger RNA, 804 nt
Organism: Passer montanus (Eurasian tree sparrow)
Lineage: Eukaryota; Metazoa; Chordata; Aves; Passeriformes; Passeridae
Gene: RPS9
Product: ribosomal protein S9
Exons: 3
Coding region: 335-796 (153 amino acids)
Biological process (GO): positive regulation of translational fidelity; translation
Cellular component (GO): cytosolic small ribosomal subunit
Molecular function (GO): structural constituent of ribosome; rRNA binding
Source: RefSeq, a predicted model, not a curated record